Molecule: messenger RNA, 4899 nt
Organism: Tachysurus vachellii
Lineage: Eukaryota; Metazoa; Chordata; Actinopteri; Siluriformes; Bagridae
Gene: pdik1l
Product: PDLIM1 interacting kinase 1 like
Exons: 6
Coding region: 194-1204 (336 amino acids)
Biological process (GO): protein phosphorylation
Molecular function (GO): ATP binding; protein kinase activity
Source: RefSeq, a predicted model, not a curated record
GUUUCAGACGUGAAGGCGUGCAUACACGUGUGUGUGCGCGCGCGCGUGCGUGUAUAAUGGCUGCCAGAAACAGCCAAAAAAGGAAACACGUGAAUUUGGGAUAAACUUGACAAAGUGAUGCAGAUGGUGUUUGAAAACAGGGACAUGACAACAGAAAUAAAGCAGCUGGAUCGGACAACAGUGAUAGAAGAGGAUGGUGAGCAGUCAAGCCAAGUACGAGCUGAUUCAAGAGGUGGGCCGAGGCAGCUACGGUGUGGUGUACGAGGCCGUGGUGCAGCGGACAGGCGCGCGUGUUGCUGUGAAAAAAAUCCGCUGUCACUCACCUGAGAACGUGGAGUUAGCUCUUCGUGAGUUCUGGGCUCUCAGCAGCAUCCAAAGCCAGCAUCCUAACGUGAUCCACUUGAAGGAAUGUGUGCUUCAGAGAGGCGGACUGGCUCAGCGGAUGAACCACGGCUUUGGCCCCUCUUCGUACCUGGAGCUAGUGGAAACGUCUCUGAAAGGAGAGCUGGCGUUUGACGGGCGCUGUGCCCGCUACCUGUGGUUCGUGAUGGAUUUCUGUGACGGCGGCGACCUGAACGCUUACCUGCUCUCACGCAAACCAAGCCGCCGCACCAACGCCAGCUUCAUGCUGCAGCUGGGCAGUGCGCUGGCCUUUCUGCACCGCAAUCGCAUCAUCCACCGGGACCUGAAACCCGACAACAUCUUGAUCUCUCAAGGUCCGGCCGAGCCCACGCUUAAGGUGGCAGACUUUGGCCUUAGCAAGGUUUGCUCAGCAUCAGGCUUGGACCCAGACGAGCCGGCGAGUGUUGAACGCUGCUUCCUGUCUACAGCAUGUGGCACUGAUUUCUACAUGGCGCCCGAAGCUCGGGAAGGCUGCUACACGGCCAAGGCGGACAUCUUUGCGCUGGGCGUGAUCAUUUGGGCGAUGGUGGAGCGCCUCACGUUCGUAGAAGCCGGCACACAGCGCGAGCUGCUGGGCAGCUAUGUGCGUCACGGCGAGGUCAUUGUUCCGCUGGGCGAGGCGCUGCUCGAGAACCCUAACAUGGAGCUGCUGAUUCCAGCACGGAUGAAAAGCAUGAGUGCCGGUAUGAAGCGGCUCAUCAAGGAGAUGUUGGCUGCUGACCCACGGCAGCGACCCGACGCCUUCGAGCUCGAGCUCAGGCUGGUCCGUAUCGCUUCCAGGGAGCUGGACUGGGACACGUGAGGAGUGUCCAGAGAAAAUUGUGAAUCGCAGGAAUACCGUGGAUGAAGAUUUGCAGGCAAAGGAAGUACUUGUCACUGACAGGUCGUCACAGGGGCAGAAAAAAAACCCCCGAGAGCUGAUUUCUCAUCCAGGUUUGAGCAGAAACAGAAACCCAGAGUAAGGGUCAACUGUUGAAUUAAGCCUUUGCUUCAUGAAUGACAUUCGGAGAUGGCCUAACCUCGGCCCAGCGAGUCACGUUUACAGCGCGAGUAGUGUAUUUCGGGAGGAAUAAUGUUCCUAGCUCUUCCAUGUAUUCACCACGGUCCAGUUUUCUUUAUUCAUUAUACUCCAGCUGAGCUUCCCAGUGAGCGAGACCUGACUCCGACAUCGACCAAUGCGUUUUCCCUCUCCUCUCUACAAUGUACAUUUUAUUUUUUUGUUCCGAAUUGUGAUUACGUCAGUCUGUUUAUUCAAGGGAUAGAAAAAAAAAAAAGUAACAAAAAACAAAUUCAUUCAUUGAGAAUGUUGGCUGCUUUGCAUUGCACCAUUGCCAUUACUUGAAUUUGCAAACUUGAAAGUCAAUUUGAAGACAAAAACGCUGCUGUUUAGCCAGAUCGAACAGACAUUCCUAGCCAACAGCACUUAUCCCCGGCACCUUUAACAGCACAGCCUCCUCAUGUGUCCUGUCUGAACUAAGGCAUGUAUAUUUGUAAACGUGCAUCUUUGUAAACGUGCAUCUUUGCCUUCAGGGUGACAUUCGGUUAACACCAGCACCCACACUUGUACACUGUGUGGGAUAUAUUUAUAUAAAGCCCCGAAUGCCACCGCGAGCAGAACCUCUCGACGCACCUCAGACUCUCGCUUUUCCCUCGCCGUAAUCCCCUCUUGUCAGGCCAACACUAAGCCUGUUAAAUUGCCAUCACCAAGGAAAAAGGCUUUGAAAAUGGAUUGAAAAUGCCAUUCAAGUCAGCAUCUUGUACCGAGACUAAAGAGUCCACAGACCUCCCCGUAGCAAGUGCCGUCUCCCUGCUGCAAAGUUACAACUUUUAAGUAUUAAUAUUUAAUACUUUUUUGAAGCAGAUAUUCAGGGUAGCCUUUUUAUUGGUGUACUUAUUUCAAACCAGUAAACAUUUAGUCCUGAGUUAACAAGUUUUAAAACACCCACUUCUUUACACCAGAAUGCGUAAUUCCCAAUCCGGUGUUGUUGUACCAGAGGUUUUGGAUCACCAGAAUACUGUUGAAGCUCCUUGCUAAGUUCGCAGAACAAGUUUGUAGUGACACAAGUAUGAUUGUGUCUUAAUGUGGGGGGAAAAAACAACAUAUAUUUUCCCAGGUAUUCUGCAAUAUGUUUGUGCAUAUUAAUAAAUAUAUCAUUGUCAGCUUUUGGGGAAUCAAUUCUAACAAAACACGGACAUAUAGACAAAAACGGACGAUUUGCAUUUAUCAGCGUGAACUAUAAAAGAAGGACUCGAUCUGAACGAAAAACCAGAAUCGUUCAGAAACGUUUAUAUUGUGAACGUAGCCUGAUUUUUGCCUUUUUCAUUGACCAGACUUAUGCCUUAUUUUAAUAUCCUGUUGCCUCUGUAAGCACAUUAUUUAUUCUUUUAAGACAACAAUGGCCUUGACUCUCUGGUUCAAAACAACUAAUUCAUUAGUUGUUCAUCUCACACACACACACACACACGUUUUUUUUUGCUUUUUUGGCCUACCUUUUUAAUAUGAUGCCUAUUGUUCGUAUUUGAUCAAUCAUCUCGGUCAUUACAAUUAUUAGACUACUAGCCCUGUUAACACUUAAGUACAUGUACUUAAAUGCUUAAGUAACACUUGUAAACGGAACUGGUAAAUAAGGCACCAUCAACCUCUAAGAGUGUUCACUAGAAGGUAAUAGGCCGUGUAUAAAAUGUUUUACAGCUGGUAUUCAUGGUGGCUAAACACCAGACGUUUUAUUUAGCCUUAGAACAAAAAGAUUUUUGUUAUUUAUUUCCAUGGACUUGGACUGAUCUUUGGUGCACAAGCUCCAAGGACACCUACAUCAGCGAGGUCUUCCUCAAAUCUGAUAUUUCAGCAGUCUUUAAAUUGGAAAUCAAUUAAACUUUUCCAACCAACUGCUAGAAAGAUUUGACUUUAUGCCCUUCAAUCUGGAUGGGAAGUGUUUGUUUGUUUUUUGUGCCCUUUCGUUUACAUCUUCAGUUGAUUUCUUUGCACGUGUAGAUACUGUAAAUGGACAACACACACACACACACACACACACACACAAGAUCAGAAGAAAGGAUCUUGAAGUCCAGUCUGUAAACAGUGGUGUUUCUUUUCUUUCUUUAUUAUUGUUUUUUUUUUUUUUUUUUGUAACGAAUGAUGACAAGCAGUACUUAAUAUGUAAAUCCGUCAAGUUUAGGAUGUAGGAGUUUUGAUUUCUUUUUGGUCGUUGUGAAAUAUGUACAAUGAUCGGUUACAGCCUCUGGAUGUGCUUAUGACGUGCUUUAACAAUGUGAGCAUUUUGAAAUUCCACUUUUCUUUGGUUUCCUACCAUUAUAAAGAAACAAAUCUUAUACAGGGAACACAGGGAUCACUUAUGAAAUACCAAUCAGCUACCUCUAUAGCGUUUAAAGCAGGGGUGUCAAACUUAUUUUAGGACACAGGCCUGUUCUGUUUACUCAAAUGGGCUAGACCAAAACAAAAAAAAAGGUAGUUUAAUAGACCAUCAGCAAAUCAUUGAAAAUGUGAGAAUGAAAAGGUGAAUUUUGAAUUCAGAAACAGAAUGAAUUUGUCAAAUCAGUAUCAGAUCUACAAAGAAUAAUCUAAGUUGGGGGAAAAAAAUUAAUAUUCAAAUUUACAGAUCCAUUUUUUUUUCUAUAUUUGGUUGUAGUGUCAAGUUUUAGCUUGGUAUUGACAAGGUAAAACAUUUUGUCAGCAGGUUUAUCGCUCUGUUUUUAAGUAAAAUAACAGAGCCUUUAUUUAUUUCGAUCUAAACUUUCAAUCAGUUAUUGGCCUGGUCCCGGGCUGUGGGCCGUAUGUUUGACACCUCUGAUUUAAAGGCUUGUGUCACUACCAGGGUUAAGCCUAAUACUGGAUUACAACCAUUUGGUGGAUAAAUGCAUUCAUUCAAUAAAGCUGCCUUUCUCAACCAACUUUAGGUGCUAACAGUUUGAGACACUGGCCCAGUACGUCCUCCAUAUUAUGCCAAAAGCACUGGAAUAUCAGGAAAAGCACCUUCAACUCUGUGUUCGAGGCAGCUCAAGCUCUCUUAAUCUGUGUUCAUAUUUGUACAUGAAUGUCCUUGACCACGUUAGAGAUGUGAGUAAACGGACAGAAAAUGAAAAGGGUGUAAAGUGAAAGCAGGCCACAAUGUAAGCACUUUGGUCGUUUCCCUGUUUGGGUGGAAACCUGCAUGAAUUAGUGGACUGUUUGAUAUAAAGUUGAAGUAAUUCGUAUAUAAAGAAUGAUACAGGAAUUAUUUCGUUGAUGUAUAGAAGAAAGUCACUUCCUUCACUGUGCCCUGCUCACACAAUCACACCUAACAUAUCUCGUCUGAUUGUUUGCUUGACGUCAAACAUCGAAGAAACGUAUCGAUAAACUGGUGUACUUUGUGGCUUGUUUGUAAACUAACCGUUUUUUGUUCGUUGUACAGUAUUUUUAUGAGAUUUGAGAUUUACAAGAGGCUGUAAAUGUGUAAUUUAUUGUUGGGAUUUAUAAAUAAAAACAAAUGGACUUGGAACAAA